AUGAACAACUCCGUCAAGUCACAUAAAGAAAUGAAAAACGAUGGGCAUAGGACAGAAAAGGAUGGCUAUGGGAACAGUCCACUUGGAUUGGAGACUCGUCAAUUCACCUACAUCGAACUUGAGAGAAUAACCAACAACUUCCGACGAGUGCUUGGCAAGGGAGGGUUUGGUAAUGUCUACGAAGGCUCACUAGAGGAUGGUACACAAGUAGCGGUGAAGAUUCGGUCAAAGUCCUCCAAUCAAGGUGACAAGGAAUUCCUCACGGAGGUUCAAAUUUUAACCCUCAUACAUCACAAGAAUCUUGUCUCCAUGAUUGGAUACUGCAAGGAUGGAGAGCACAUGGCACUUGUGUACGAGUUCAUGUCAGAGGGGACCCUAGAAGAGCACAUUUCAGGAAAAGGCAACAAUGCGGUAUGCUUAGCCUGGAGACAGAGACUCCGAAUUGCAGUUGAAUCCGCUCAAGGGCUGGAGUACCUACACAAGGGGUGCAAUCCACCUUUGGUUCACAGGGAUGUUAAGGCCACAAACAUCCUGCUGAAUGCCAAAUUAGAGGCUAAGAUUGCUGAUUUCGGCCUGUCCAAGGCUUUUCAUCACAAUGAUGACACACAUGUUUCCACAAACAGAAUCGUUGGUACACCAGGAUAUGUGGAUCCAGACUACCAGACAACAUGGCGGGCCACGAGCAAGAGUGACGUGUACAGCUUUGGCAUCGUGUUGCUUGUGCUUGUCACUGGGAAGCCACCCAUCUUGCGCACCCCACAUACCAUCAGCAUCAUCGAGUGGGUGCAACAACGGCUAGCACAGGGAAACAUCGAGGGUGUGGUGGAUGUGCGGAUCCAUGGUGAUCAUGACAUAAAUAGUAUGUGGAAAGCCGCUGUUAUUGCGCUGAAGUGCACCACUGAGGCAUUGGCAGAACGCCCCACCAUGACCGAUGUCGUUGCUCAACUUCAAGAGUGCCUCAAUCUAGAGGAGGAAUUGGCUGACGGUGGGUCUGACAGCGGCAUCUACAACGGCAUCAAUAGCGAUGACAUAAACUGGACAGAUGAUGCUUACUCUACAAACAAGUCUACAAACUCAAGUCAGAGAGAUGCACUUGAGACAGAGCAUAAUUUUGACAGGGUCCCAACAAUGGACACCGGACCUGCCGUGCGAUGA
Messenger RNA from Triticum turgidum subsp. durum (durum wheat), 1155 nucleotides. NCBI's taxonomy places the organism in Eukaryota, Viridiplantae, Streptophyta, Magnoliopsida, Poales, Poaceae. The record is from the annotation of a GenBank genome assembly.